UCUGUGUAUCGCAGAUCUCAUGUCUUUUCCUCUCGAUGGUUUUGAACAGUCAAUCCAACACCAACAGGGACAAAUCCUCACGUCACGUGUCACGACAAGAUGGGUUUUCUAUUCUAUUCAAUCAUCGCUCCUCAUAAUAACAGCUAACACACGCACGUGUUUGUUCACACCGUAACUAUUAUUACACACAGUCACAUUUAACAAUCACACCGAAUAUUAGGGGCUUUCCGCAUGACGUUAUUGAGGCAUCAUCUGGCAUUUUUUUCGAAAGCGAAAGUAAAACAGGUAAAUCGGGAGCGCGUCUGGAUUCUGACUGUUUUUCGUCUGUUUCGUGGUUUAUAUUCGACUCUGUUGUUGUGUUGAACGCGUCUCGAUCGAAUCUAAAAUACGCAGAUCACUGAUUUAACGGACGAGGCAUGAUGUCGAUUAUUAUCGCUUUACUGGUGAAUCUCCUCAUAGAGACUUCUGUGUCGUUGACUGUAGUGGUUCCUGGUGAUCCUAUAGUGGCUCAUGUGGGAUCCACAGUGAUUCUGCCCUGCUGGAUCUCUCCUGCUGAGAACGCUGAAGCUCUGGAGAUCCGCUGGUACCGUCACGAUCAGUUCAGCAACCCUAUUCUCCUCUAUAAUCAUGGGAAGAUCCAGGACGUCCAGGAGGAAUCACACAGGAACCGAAGCUCUUUGACUCUGCGGUCAGAUCAGUCUGGUGGACUGAAGGACGGAGACGUCUCUCUACGGCUGGAGAAACUCACACUUCAGGAUGAAGGUUCAUUUCACUGUUAUGUGAGUGGAGACAGAGAAUAUGACAGCCAACAGGUGCUUCUCAAAAUAACUGCUUUAGGAUCCACUCCUGUCCUGUUUCCAAAGCCUCUUGAUGAUGGGCGUGUGAACAUCAGCUGCAGGUCCAGCGGCUGGUAUCCAGAGCCCAGUGUUACAUGGAUGUGUGAUGACAGAAGUGUUCUCCGUCCUGGAGGAACGUCUCACAUUCGUGGACCAGACGGGAUGUUCUUUGUUCAGAGCUGGAUGGCUGUCUCUCGCUCAGAUGCUCAACUGGUCUCAUGUUCACUGUCCAGCAGAACUGAAGAGUUCAGAGAAAGUAGGAUUGAUGUACAGGCCAUCAUCUCUUCAGAUGUUUCAUCAGGUCCAUGGAAGGCUCUUUUCUUCACUCUUCUCAUAUUUGCUCUUCUGAGUUUGGGUUUGGUUGGCUUUAUCCUGUACAGAUACAGAGAGAGACAAACAGGGAAGAAACCAGUUGGUGAAAAUUGUGAGGAAGAAACUAUGGAGAAACUGCUGAAAGGCGUUGGGAGAGAUGAAAAUAUGGAAGAACAGAGGAAACAUGCAGAUGGUGAGGAAGAAACUACGGAGAAACUGCUGAAAGACGUUGAGAGAGACGUAAAUAUACACGAACAGAGGAAGCAUGAAGUUGUGGGAGACGUAAAUAUAGAAGAUUCGAAGAAACAUGCAGAUUGUGCGGAAGAAACUACAGAGAAUCUGUUAAAAGACGUUGUGGGAGACGUAAAUAUAGAAGAUUCAAAGAAACAUGCAGAUUGUGGGGACGAAACUAUGGAGAAACUGUUAAAAGACGUUGAGAAAUUAAAUAUAAAAGAUUCGAGGAAACAUGAAGUUGUGGGAGACGUAAAUAUAGAAGAACUGAGGAAACAUGCAGUUGAGAUCACUAUUGACCGUGAGCGUUUACAUCAAGAUCAUAUUCUUUCUGAGGACUGUAAAAUCGUGAAGGCCAGUCCAGAUUAUAAUCACACUGGAGAGGAAUUUCCAAUUCAAUUAUGUGCAUUUGGAGCUCAAAGAUUCACCUCUGGUCGACACUAUUGGGAGGUAGAGCUGACACAAGAAAAUACAAAAAACUACUGGUUAAUUGGUGUGGUGAAAGAUGGAAAUUUAACUGCAAGAGACAGAUCUACUUUUACUCCAUUCUACGGUUUCUGGUUCUUGUAUUCAGACGGUCCUAAUGGCUUUCACAUCAACACUAAUCCACCAGUUAAACUCUCUCUAACACCGAGACCAGAGCGACUGGGAGUUCUGUUAGAUUAUGAUAACGGUCAGCUGUCAUUUUACAACGUCACAGAGAGAAAACAUCUCCUGACCAUCAGCAGCAGAUUCUCUGGAUCAGUCGUUCCUCUGUUCAAUCCUGGAGCUGGUGAUCAGAGUGAGCUUAGAAUUCUGGAUUGUCCAAAACCAGUAUAUGCACAAAUACAUAAAGACAUAAGGACAUAAAUACACAUUGAAAGACAAAACAAAACAAAAUUAAAAUUUAAAAACAAGCCCCAAAUCAAAUAAAUAACACAAAUAAAAUAAAUCUCUUCAUAUAAACAAAAUAAGGCUUUGUCUGUGCUCUUUCCAUU
Messenger RNA from Cyprinus carpio (common carp), 2356 nucleotides. RefSeq names its product butyrophilin subfamily 2 member A2-like. Lineage: Eukaryota; Metazoa; Chordata; Actinopteri; Cypriniformes; Cyprinidae. Gene Ontology annotation, molecular function: protein binding. The record is from RefSeq and is a predicted model, not a curated record.